Prorocentrum cordatum is the source of this 4074-nucleotide messenger RNA. NCBI's taxonomy places the organism in Eukaryota, Dinophyceae, Prorocentrales, Prorocentraceae. The record is from the annotation of a GenBank genome assembly.
AUGCCUCGCGUGGAGGGAUUCAUGCCCCAUCCUGUGGGCACUCCUGCGCUUGCGCUCAGCGGGGCGGACUGGCGUCCCGCGAUCGCAGUGGCCGCCGCCGUGUUGCUGGCCCUCUUCGGGGGUGGCAGCUUCGAGGUGGUGGUUGCGAUCCUGGCGGUGGCGAGGACGGCCUGGGUGUACACACACCCAGGCAAGGUGGGCAAGGGCGGGCUCAAGGCGGGCAAGAUGGCGUCCUACCAGGCAGACGCCACCCAGGGCCCCAAGAGCUUCCCCCGCCACCCGUCCGGCAAGGGGGCCGUGGAUGCUGGCGGGCGCAGCCGGGAGCCCGGGCCACCGGCCCCAGUGUCGAUGGCGGCGCAGGUGCAGGCAGACGUCCACCCACUGGUGCGAUCGCCGUUCGUGACCGCAGGGACCGCCGAUCGCCAGCCGUCGGCUCGGUUGGGAAUAUACGCGAUCGCUGAUCUCGCCCUCUGGGGUCUCCUAAUGUUCGAUCUUUCGGUGACGGCUUCGGACGCUGACGUCUGGGAGGAGAUGCGGUCGAACGGUCUGACCCCGACCGUGGUGACCUACACCUCGCUCAUCGGUGCCAUGGGUCAGAGCCAGCAUCCCGAGAAGGCGUGGGAGUUCUACGAGGCCAUGAAGGCGAGCCAGAUCGAGCCCAACUACAUCACCUUCGGCAAGCUCUUGCACGCGUGCUCCCGGAGCCAGAGCGUGGACAAGGCCGACAUGGCCCUGGGCCUCUACAAGGACAUGGGGGAGCGCGGCAUCCAGGCGGACUCGUACACGUUCGGCGCCCUGAUCAGCGCGUGCAGGGACAAGUACCCCCAGAAGGUCACGGAGCUCUACGCGGAGAUGCGACGGCUCGGGGUGGCGCCCGACGCCGGCACCUACAGCACCGUGAUCAGCGCCUGCGACCGGAGCGCCCAGACGGGCAGGGCCGCCCAGGUGUUCUCUUCCAUGAAGCAGCAGGGUGGCCAGUCCCAGAGCAACCUCGGCGCGUACAACGCGAUGAUCAAUGCGUGCGGGAGGGGGGACAAGACCCUGGACGACGCCCUGGCGCUGCUGAAGGAGAUGCAGACGACGGGCCCCGCGCCCGACGCUGUGACCUACUCCACGGUGAUGAAGCUCUGCGAGCGGGCCCGCCGGCCGGAAGACGCCCUCCAGGUGUUCGAUGCCAUGUGUAAGUCCGGAUGCACGGUGGACCGCAUCUGCUGCAACUGGGCCCUGUCCGCGUGCGAGCAGCUGCGGAACGUGGAGCGGGCCCUGGCCCUUUUCGACUACAUGAAGAAGUCGCUGGCCCUCGAGCCGGACGCGAGCACCUACGGCCUGCUCAUCAGCGCUUGCGGCAAGUGCAAGUGGGGCAACAAGGCGGCCGAGCUCUUCCAGGAGCUCCAGGACAACAAGCUGGUCCCGAACCGCUUCGUUUACAACGCCAUGAUCGGGGCCUGCGGCAACGUGAAGCGCAUCGGCAUGGCGCUCGACACGUUCAGGACGAUGAAGGAGGAGGGCGUCGCGCCCGACGCGAUCACUUUCAACUCCCUGAUCAGCGCGUGCGAGAAGCGCAUGUGGCCCGAGCGCGCGACAGAGCUUCUCAGGGAGAUGGAGGAGUCGGGGCCUGCGCCCGACGUCAAGGCCUACACCGCGCUGAUGAGCUGCUGGGCCAAGAGCAAGGAGCCGGAGAAGGCUCUCGACGUGUACCGGGAGAUGAUCGGCAAGGGCAUCGAGGCCAACGCCAUCACGUUCAGCACUUUGGCGUGGGCCUGCGAGAAGAGCGGGCAAACGUCCCUGGCGAAGGAGUUCAACCUGAAGGAGGUCGAGAGCCUGCACAGCUGCAGCGCCAAGGAGAUCCGCACCAUCCGCCAGCACAGCCACAAGAGACUUUCGGACGGCAGGUCGGCGAGCACUGCGUCGCAGCUCUGCGAGCCCCCGUCCUGCCGCAGUUUGCCCCGAGGCCUGAUCAGUGUGGCCGGGAAGGCCCCGAAGAGGGCGGCUCCGGACAGCGCAGCUGGCGAAGGGCAGGACGGAUUCAUGCCCCAUCCUGUGGGCACUCCUGCGCUUGCGCUCAGCGGGGCGGACUGGCGUCCCGCGAUCGCAGUGGCCGCCGCCGUGUUGCUGGCCCUCUUCGGGGGUGGCAGCUUCGAGGUGGUGGUUGCGAUCCUGGCGGUGGCGAGGACGGCCUGGGUGUACACACACCCAGGCAAGGUGGGCAAGGGCGGGCUCAAGGCGGGCAAGAUGGCGUCCUACCAGGCAGACGCCACCCAGGGCCCCAAGAGCUUCCCCCGCCACCCGUCCGGCAAGGGGGCCGUGGAUGCUGGCGGGCGCAGCCGGGAGCCCGGGCCACCGGCCCCAGUGUCGAUGGCGGCGCAGGUGCAGGCAGAGUCUCGGGAGAGUCGCCAGGCGGACGGGAGACGUCAUGCCAUUUGCCAGGGGUACGUCCGGACGAUCACGGAGCACGCCAAGAACAAGCGAUGUGGCGAGGCCUUGGAGCUUCUGGACGACAUGCGGCGGCGCUCGGUCCCCCCGAACACGAGCGUGUACACGGCCCUGAUCAGCGCAUGCGACAAGGGCAAGCAGCAAGAGAGGGCGAUGGAGCUGUUCGACGAGAUGAAAGCGCAGCAGUGUACCCCGAACGCUGUCACUUACAACGCACUCAUCAGCGCCUGCGGGCGGGGCAGCCACCCUGAGAGGGCGCUCGAGGUCUGGGAGGAGAUGCGGUCGAACGGUCUGACCCCGACCGUGGUGACCUACACCUCGCUCAUCGGUGCCAUGGGUCAGAGCCAGCAUCCCGAGAAGGCGUGGGAGUUCUACGAGGCCAUGAAGGCGAGCCAGAUCGAGCCCAACUACAUCACCUUCGGCAAGCUCUUGCACGCGUGCUCCCGGAGCCAGAGCGUGGACAAGGCCGACAUGGCCCUGGGCCUCUACAAGGACAUGGGGGAGCGCGGCAUCCAGGCGGACUCGUACACGUUCGGCGCCCUGAUCAGCGCGUGCAGGGACAAGUACCCCCAGAAGGUGACGGAGCUCUACGCCGAGAUGCGACGGCUCGGGGUGGCGCCCGACGCCGGCACCUACAGCACCGUGAUCAGCGCCUGCGACCGGAGCGCCCAGACGGGCAGGGCCGCCCAGGUGUUCUCUUCCAUGAAGCAGCAGGGUGGCCAGUCCCAGAGCAACCUCGGCGCGUACAACGCGAUGAUCAAUGCGUGCGGGAGGGGGGACAAGACCCUGGACGACGCCCUGGCGCUGCUGAAGGAGAUGCAGACGACGGGCCCCGCGCCCGACGCUGUGACCUACUCCACGGUGAUGAAGCUCUGCGAGCGGGCCCGCCGGCCGGAAGACGCCCUCCAGGUGUUCGAUGCCAUGUGUAAGUCCGGAUGCACGGUGGACCGCAUCUGCUGCAAUUGGGCCCUGUCCGCGUGCGAGCAGCUGCGGAACGUGGAGCGGGCCCUGGCCCUUUUCGACUACAUGAAGAAGUCGCUGGCCCUCGAGCCGGACGCGAGCACCUACGGCCUGCUCAUCAGCGCUUGCGGCAAGUGCAAGUGGGGCAACAAGGCGGCCGAGCUCUUCCAGGAGCUCCAGGACAACAAGCUGGUCCCGAACCGCUUCGUUUACAACGCCAUGAUCGGGGCCUGCGGCAACGUGAAGCGCAUCGGCAUGGCGCUCGACACGUUCAGGACGAUGAAGGAGGAGGGCGUCGCGCCCGACGCGAUCACUUUCAACUCCCUGAUCAGCGCGUGCGAGAAGCGCAUGUGGCCCGAGCGCGCGACAGAGCUUCUCAGGGAGAUGGAGGAGUCGGGGCCUGCGCCCGACGUCAAGGCCUACACCGCGCUGAUGAGCUGCUGGGCCAAGAGCAAGGAGCCGGAGAAGGCUCUCGACGUGUACCGGGAGAUGAUCGGCAAGGGCAUCGAGGCCAACGCCAUCACGUUCAGCACCUUGGCGUGGGCCUGCGAGAAGAGCGGGCAAACGUCCCUGGCGAAGGAGUUCAACCUGAAGGAGGUCGAGAGCCUGCACAGCUGCAGCGCCAAGGAGAUCCGCACCAUCCGCCAGCACAGCCACAAGAGACUUUCGGACGGCAGGUAG